Aedes aegypti (yellow fever mosquito) is the source of this 1856-nucleotide messenger RNA. RefSeq names its product chitinase-3-like protein 1. NCBI's taxonomy places the organism in Eukaryota, Metazoa, Arthropoda, Insecta, Diptera, Culicidae. Gene Ontology annotation, cellular component: extracellular region. Gene Ontology annotation, molecular function: chitinase activity; chitin binding. The record is from RefSeq and is a predicted model, not a curated record. Gene Ontology annotation, biological process: chitin catabolic process; carbohydrate metabolic process. The transcript is spliced from 3 exons. The coding region runs from base 168 to 1628 and encodes 486 amino acids.
AGAUUUGCGCCGGCUUCAAUUGUGGCGCUGACUUGGCUUCCGGACUUUUGCGUCUUGUGGAAGCAGAGGAUCAGCCCUCCCUCCGGAAUCAGGAGAUCGGACCUUUAGAGUCACCAAGCCUUUAGAGUGAGGCUGUGAGUGUGACUGAAAGUGAAAGUUUCGCCAAGAUGGGAUCCUGGGCACUUGGAUUACUGGUGCUCUUUGGCGUAGCAACGACGCUGCAUGCGGCCACCGACAAGGUAUUCUGCUUCUACAAUUCCAAUGCAAUGUAUCGUACAGGAAACGGUCGAGUGGCUCCCACAGAUCUAAACCCUCAUUUGUGCACACAUUUGGUUUACCAGUACGCCAAUUUUAAGUCAUAUGGAGCCAUUUCAACGGAGGAUCUCGAAAGCAACGGACUACGGCAGUUUGCCAAUCAGGGUGUAGGCCUUUUUAAGAAGAUGAUUUCCGUUGGCGGGCCGGAGCAAAGCUCAUCAGUUUUGUCCAACAUUAUGUCGAUCGUGUCGCUGCGGAAAGCUGCCGUGCUUUCGAUCAUCAGUCUGGUCAACGAGUACAACUUGGACGGAAUCGACUUCUAUUGGCGGUAUCCCGUUCUAAGCGGCGGAAAUCCUGUAGAUCGAGAAAACAUCAUUAAAUUCUUAACGCUACUAAAUGAGUCAUUGAAGGCGAGCGGAAAGCUGCUAACAAUUUCAGUUGCACCAACCAAAGACUUUUUCAUGUCGUCUUAUGACGUUCCGCAGCUGUCUUCUGUUGUGGACUACGUAAACGUGAUGGCUUUUGAUCUACGAGCUUAUUGGGAUGCCAAGACUGGAUUCAAUUCACCUGCUUACGCGUCAUCAGCGGAAGCAUCGGUCGACGAAGCAGAGUUGAAUGUGGACUCAAUUUUACGAGGAUGGAUCAACGCAGGACUCGCUAGUUCCAAGAUCAUCUUGGGGGUAUCGACGGAAGGUCACAGUUUCAAGCUGUCCAGCACUUAUGCGACAGGUUUGAGAGCCAGAACGCUUGGUCCGGGCACGGAAGGAAUCCACACGAUCACGGAUGGGGUGCUGAACUACCUGGAAACUUGUGAACUCAUUGGAAAAGGCGGUUGGACCAUAGUGUGGAGCAAUACCCAGAAGGCCCACUACGCGUACAAAGGUGAUCAAUGGGUGUCUUACGAGAGCAUCCCUUCUUUGGAAGCGAAGAUUGCAUUGGCCAAGCAGUACCAAGUGGCGGGAAUGGGAAUAUGGGCCGUUGAUGGCGAUGAUGUGAGAGACGUGUGUGGUCAAGGAACAUUCACUCUGUUGAGAUUUGUUGCGGAAAAUUUUGGAAUUCAGGAGCCAGGAGGGGAGCCUUCUAAUACAACCCCAAUUACGACCACCACCACGACCACUCCGGCUAUCAUUAAGCCGACAACCACAACAACCACAACAACCACCACAACAACCACCACAGUGGCAACACCGACGGGACUUCCGGAAAUAUGCCCCAGCAGUGGAUACGUUCGCGAUCCAUCCAAUUGUGCAAAGUUCUACAGAUGCGUCAUUGGUGCUCGGUUCUCCAUUUUGUCCACUGGAACCUGCCAGGAAGGGUUGUACUUUGAUACUAGAUACAACGUCUGUAAUUGGAAGACUUUUGUUUCAUGCUAACACUAAUAUAACUGAAACCUUAUAAUUUAUAUUUUAUUAUUUGGAGGAUACUAACAUAUAAUAACUUAUAUUAUAGAACAUAUAAGAUAGGAAUACAUAUUAUCUACCAGAGUUAAAUAAAUGCAAGCACAUUUGAAGCGAAACCACGAAAGCAUAGGCCUAUAAACUGCAAAGCAUUAUCCAAAAGCAAGGGCCUCACGAUUAGAAUUCUACCUGUAUAUUAGUCAA